Pogoniulus pusillus (Red-fronted tinkerbird) is the source of this 2317-nucleotide messenger RNA. RefSeq names its product signal recognition particle 72 (gene SRP72). Gene Ontology annotation, cellular component: signal recognition particle, endoplasmic reticulum targeting. Gene Ontology annotation, biological process: SRP-dependent cotranslational protein targeting to membrane. The record is from RefSeq and is a predicted model, not a curated record. Bases 50 to 2065 code for a protein of 671 amino acids. NCBI's taxonomy places the organism in Eukaryota, Metazoa, Chordata, Aves, Piciformes, Lybiidae. Gene Ontology annotation, molecular function: ribosome binding; 7S RNA binding; protein binding. The transcript is spliced from 19 exons.
CGCCGCCGCCCCUCUGCCUCCCGGGCGUGCGUCUCCUCCCGGUUCCAAGAUGGCUGCGGCGGCGGCGGGCGGCGCGGGGGCCGCGGCGGCGCUGUGGAGCGAGGUGAACCGCUGCGGGCAGAACGGCGACUUCGCCCGCGCGCUCAAGUCCGUUAACAAGAUACUGCAGAUCAGCAAAGAUGAUGUGACUGCACUUCAGUGUAAAGUAGUGUGUCUGAUCCAGAAUGGGAGCUUCAAGGAAGCCCUCAGUGUAAUCAACACCCACACUAAAGUGUUAACCAGUGAUGUUAUUGCCUUUGAGAAGGCCUACUGUGAAUACAGGUUGAAUCGUAUUGAAAAUGCUCUCAAGACCAUUCAGAGUGCCAGUCAGCAGACAGACAAACUGAAGGAGCUUUAUGGACAAGUGUUGUACAGGCUGGAGCGUUAUGAUGAUUGUUUGGCUGCAUACAGGGAUCUCAUCCGCAAUUCCCAGGAUGAGUAUGAGGAAGAGAGAAAAACCAACCUCUCUGCUGUUGUGGCAGCACAAAGCACGUGGGAGAAGGUGAUGCCAGAGGAUUUGGGCCUUCGAGAAGCUACCUAUGAACUGUGUUAUAACAGUGCGUGCGCAUUGAUUGGGCAAGGAAAGUUGAAUGAAGCCAUGAAAAAACUACAAAAAGCAGAAGAGCUGUGCCGCCAGUCGCUGUCAGAAGACUCUGAUGUGACAGAGGAAGAUAUUGAGGCUGAACUGGCCAUUAUUCAUGGUCAGAUGGCAUAUAUCAUGCAACUGCAAGGUCGUACAGAGGAUGCUCUGCAGCUCUACAAUCAAAUAAUCAAGCUGAAACCAACAGAUGUAGGACUACUUGCUGUCAUUGCAAAUAACAUCAUCACAAUUAACAAGGACCAAAACGUCUUUGACUCAAAGAAAAAGGUGAAGCUGACCAAUGCAGAAGGUGUUGAACAUAAACUCUCAAAGAAACAGCUCCAAGCAAUUGAAUUCAACAAAGCUUUGCUGGCAAUGUACACUAACCAGGCAGAUCAGUGCCGUAAGCUGUCAGCGAGUCUGCAGUCGCAGAGCCCAGAGCACCUGCUCCCUGUGCUCAUCCAGGCAGCACAGCUGUGUCGUGAGAAGCAGCAUGCAAAGGCUGUAGGGCUUCUUCAGGACUUUGCAGACCAGCAUCCUGCCAACGCAGCUGAGAUCAAGCUGACAAUGGCCCAGCUCAAAAUUGCUCAAGGCAGUGUCACCAAAGCCUGCAUGAUUUUGAGGAGCAUAGAAGAACUACAGCACAAGCCUGGUAUGGUGUCUGCAUUGGUGACAAUGUACAGUCAUGAAGAGGACAUUGACAGUGCAAUUGAGGUGUUCACACAGGCUAUCCAGUGGUAUCAGCAAUUCCAGCCAAAGUCUCCUGUCCACUUAUCACUGAUAAGAGAAGCUGCCAACUUCAAACUAAAGCAUGGCAGGAAAAAGGAGGCAAUCAGCGACUUGGAGGAGCUCUGGAAGCAAAACCCAAAAGAUGUGCAUACUCUGGCACAGCUCAUCUCUGCCUACUCUCUGGUGGACCCUGAAAAAGCUAAAGUUCUUAGCAAACACUUGCCUUCCUCUGACACCAUGUCACUGAAAGUAGAUGUUGAUGCGCUGGAGAACUCCCAUGGAGCAACUUAUGUUCGGAAGAAAGCUGGAAAGCUCACUGGAGACAACCAGCAGAAGGAGCAAGGGCAAGGGGAAGUGAAGAAGAAGAAGAAAAAAAAGAAGGGAAAGCUGCCUAAGAACUAUGACCCCAAAGUGACUCCUGACCCUGAGCGGUGGCUUCCAAUGCGAGAGCGUUCCUACUACCGUGGACGGAAGAAGGGCAAGAAGAAGGAUCAGGUUGGCAAGGGCACUCAGGGUUCAACCACGGCUGGCUCCUCUGAACUGGAUGCCAGUAGGACUGCCAGUAGCCCACCUACCUCCCCUCGGCCUGGCAGCGCUGCAGCUGUGUCAGCCACGAGUAACGUAAUCCCUCCAAGGCACCAAAAACCUGCUGGUGCCCCAGCCACCAAGAAGAAACAGCAGCAGAAAAAGAAGAAAGGGGCGAAAGGAGGGUGGUAAAAAGCAGGAUAUGUGAUGCAGUUGCAGAAUAAAGGUCAAAAGCAAGUGCUGGCAAAAGACUUUUGGCAUCCAGAUCUCUCUUCUGCCUGUCAGUGGUCUGAGGGUAGAAGGUAUCAUGUAGGCACCAUGAUGUGUCUGCUUACCAAGUUACCCUCACUGUCCUCAUGUUUGCCCCCACUGUGACUUAAGGUAUUGCCAUCAAACCCAAAUGCAGCUGUUAAUAAACUUGUCCACGUUGCCAAACAUUUAAAA